UGGUUGCGUCCUCUCUUCGUCAGCAGUGUGCGAGUCAAAGGCCGCUUGAAACGGUUUCGUAAAGAAGACGGACGUUAAAGGGGGGAUUAUUUUGACUCCAAGCGGAUUUUAUUUGCCCUAAAUCUCCAAAAUCAAGCCUUAAAAUCGAUACGCGGUUACCGUGAUAAGCAGUUAGCUUGUACAAAAACCAUGGAAAUUUCAUGAUCUUUCUUCCCAGUCGCCUGCCGGAGCCAGCUGGAGAAACAUUUCCGUGGGAUCGAAAGCGAGGAAUUAACUUCAGCUUAUCUUUUCACUGGCGCUCGCGCGCGCGCUGUGUGCACCGCGGCUUCUCGUGAGCCCGUGACUGAGAUGUGUGUCGCCUUUGCCGUAUACCCUCGAACUCUAGCCCGCUGAAUGGGAAGGCCUCAAAUGGGAAAAUCAAGCGUCGGGGGGAAAUAGCAAGUAUAAUUGUGUAGAUGUAGCUCACAUUUCUGACGAAGGAUACCUCAGACUUCGCCGUGAGAGCCCGUCUUUUUUUUUUUUUUUUUACCCCCCCCCUUCUCCCUUUGGAUUUUAAUCACGUCCCUCUGAAGACAGCCAUGGAAUCGACCAGGCAGACCCCUGCACUUUCUAUGCACACAUGGUUCAAGAUCUGCAUAUGAAUGAGGCCUUCUGCUACGAGAAAAACGGUCGAUGACGACGCGAUGGAGGCGUGAAUGUGGUUUGGCGUGGCGAGAGCUGAACGAUGCCCAAGGGUGGGGGUUCUAAAACCCCCCAGCUGGAGGACUUCCCACUCAGCACCGACAUGGUGGAGAAGCAGGGUGGGAAGAAGGAUAAAGAUAAAGGCUCGUCAAACAAGACUCCUAAAUUGGACCGCAGCGAUGGCAUCAAAGACAUGAAAGAGAAGGCUCCUAAGCGGAAGCUUCCCUUCACCGUCGGAGCCAAUGGAGACCAGAAAGAUUCAGACUCAGAGAAGCAAGGUCCGGAGCGGAAGCGCAUUAAAAAGGAGCCCACCAACACCAGGAAGCCAAGCUUGCCGUUCGGGAUGGGCAUGCCAGGAAUCCGGGCUGGGUACCCGCUGUCAGAGCGGCAGCAGGUGGCUCUUCUUAUGCAGAUGACGGCGGAGGAGUCAGUAAACAGUCCAGACACAACACCAAAGCAUCAGUCACAGUCAAAUCUGGGUCAGAAGGGAACACCAAACUCUGCCUCAAAAACCAAAGACAAAGUGAAUAAGCGGAAUGAGAGGGGUGAAACACGGCUGCACCGAGCAGCCAUCCGCGGCGAGGUGCGCCGCAUCAAGGAGCUCAUCAGCGAGGGAGCUGAUGUGAAUGUAAAAGACUUUGCAGGCUGGACCGCACUGCAUGAGGCGUGCAACAGAGGGUAUUACGAAGUGGCCAAGCAGCUGCUGGCAGCCGGGGCCGAGGUAAAUACCAAGGGCCUGGACGAUGAUACGCCUCUACAUGAUGCGUCAAACAACGGCCACUUCAAAGUGGUGAAGUUACUUUUGCGGUAUGGAGGGGAUCCUUGUCAAAGCAACAGAAGAGGGGAAACACCAUUAAAGGUUGCAAACUCUCCAACCAUGCUAAAUUUGUUGCUUGGAAAAGGCACUUACACCUCUAGUGAGAGCUCAUCAGAAUCUUCAGAGGAGGAGGACGCACCAUCGUUUGCCCCGUCUAGCUCUGUUGAUGGCAAUAACACAGAUUCAGAGUUCGAGAAGGGCUUAAAGCUGAAAGGGAAGCCCCUUGACCCGCCCAAAUCCACAACCACGCCGGUCAAGGACGAAUACGAGUUUGAUGAGGAUGACGAGGAGGAGCGCGUCCCACCUGUGGAUGACAAGCAUUUGCUGAAAAAAGAUUUCCGCAAGGAUCCUGUCAGCAAGACCAACAACUUCAUCUCCAUACCCAAGAUGGAGGUUAAAACCUAUUCCAAAAGCAACUCACUCACACCAAAGAAGCCUGUGCGUCGGAUACUGUCGGAUAGCAACAGCUCAGAUGAGGACGACCGGACGUUGUGUUUCACACCGACACCCACGCCAAGGCAAUCUGCUGCUCAGAGCAACACCAAGAGUAGAGACUCUAACACUUUGUGCUCCAAGCAACAGAAAGACAAAAGCAAAGUCAAGAAGAAGAGGAAGAAGGAGACAAAAAAUAACGUCAGUAAGGAGGUGCGCUUUGGCAAAGUGAACGACAAGUUCUGCACCUCGGACUCCGAGACGGGCGAAAUGGAGAGCGAGGAUGAUAAGGGUUCAAUGCCAGUUUCGAACUGUGUGAAGGAUUCUUCAACUUUGAACCUUAAAGAUUCGAGUGUAUUCAGCUCAUUGUCCGUGUCAUCUUCCUCCUCUUCUCAUGGGAGUUUGGGCUCUCAGAAGCUUACACAAUCUCUGGCAGAGCAGCAUCCGAAACAGUGGAGGACAGACGGUUGGAAGACCGUAUCCUCCCCAGCUUGGUCUGAUGUCAGCUCCUUGUCUGACUCGGUCAGAACGAGGCUUUCCAGCGAGUCUGACUAUUCCUCUGCAGACUCAAGUGUUGAAUCUAUAAAACAGGUGAAGAAGAAAGUGCAGGAGAAGAAGAAAAACAACACACAUGCCAGUUUGAUAGACAAAAAGAGCUCUGACUUUUAUAAGAACUCAAACACAGAUGGAACCGUUUCUAAAACAGACAAAGACGGAAAGGUAUUGAAAAAACACAAAGUAAAACAUAAACACAAAAACAAAGAAAAGGAGAAGGUUACAACUUUAGUGUUGAAUCAAGACAUGAAUGAAAAAUUUGUCAAGAGCAUCUCCUUUGACUUUGAUGAUUCACGACAAGAGUCACCUUCUGAAAGUAAAGUCAAACUGUCCAAACACGAAAAAGAUCAUUUUAAGAAAGAGGACAGGUUGUCAAAAGUGAAAACCGAAGAUAAAGACUGGACAGGGAAAGAUGUUCAGAGAGUAUCUAAAGAAGAGAAGUCCAAGAAAACAAAGGAGUCUAACAAAGAUAGAGCGAGUAAAGAUGAGAAGGACAAAUCCCUAAAAACUGAAAAAGAGAAAGGCAUGAAGGACAAAGAAAAGCCAAAGGAGGAAAAACAAAAAUCCCAUAAAGAGGAUAAAAAGAAAAAGUCCAAGGAUAAGUCUCUCAAAGCAGAAAAAAAGAGUGAGCAGAGAGAGGAGAAGCAUUUUAAGUCAGAAAAAGACAAAACUAUAAAAGAAGAAAAGUCAAAGAAGGAUAAGUCCCUCAAGGAAGAACCAGAUUACGAGGACUAUGAUAUGAAAAAUCCUUUUUUAGAGGACACCAAGAUGAGCGCAUCAGAUCAUGAUCGAUGGCCAUCAGACCUUUCCUCCGACAGCUCUCUCUAUGAGGAUGAUAGUUGGGAUGCCCCCAUGAAAGAGUACAAAGCAAAUAACAAUUCUGUCAAACUCAUUGUGGAAACGAUGAAAGAUGAAAACAGGGACAGAAAGAAGGACAACAAAGUUAAAGACAAGAAGUCAGAGCAUGGAGACAAGCGCUUUGAGAAAGACGUUACUUCCAAGAAGAAAGAGAAGGAAUCCUCUGACAAAGGAAGCGACAAAGGGAACGAAAAGAAAAAAGACUGGACUGACAAACAAAAGCUGAACUCCAGUCACUCGGAGAAGGAGAAGAAACGAAAGGAAUCAGCUGAUGGGGUCAUCAAAGAGAAAAAAGAAAAGGAGACUGUUGAGUGCAGAGACAGGAAAGAUUCCUACGAGUUUACCAAGGAGCGUAAAGACUCCAAAACUAAAACAGAGUGCUUGAGAGAUGAAUAUGGCAAUGAGACUUUCUUCAAAGACAAAUCAGAGAGUGAAACUACUCCCAAGUCAGACCCCAGGGAGAGGAACCACUCUGGAAAAGAAAAGGAGAAGAAAGGGGAUGGUGUGGAAAAGAAAGACAAGGUAAAAGGUGAAAAGCACAAAGAUAAGCCUAAAGAUCGAAGUUUGGACCAGGAGAAACCUGAGAAGAACUCAGUUGACAGGUCUUUGAAAGAUAAAGACAUUGAAAGGAGCUCCAAAGACAAGAAAGAUGGGGCUAAAGAUAAACACAAAGAUUCUCACAGCAAGGACAAGGAGAGGAAGAUGUCAUCGGAGCAGAGUAAAGACAAGAAAGAAAAAAUAUUUCAGGACAAACAUGGUGAACGGGAAAAGGAUUUUCCUGAAUUUAAAAAGGAAGAAAAGAAGCCUGAAAAGGUGAGGGAGAAGACCUGGUAUAAAAUAGAGGAUAUAUUCACAGACGAGAGUGAAGACGAGACUGACAAUUACAAUGGAGGGGUGGCAAAAUUGAGUGAUUCCUUUGGACUCUUGGACUCUCACCGUAAAGAUUCCACACCUGAUAGAGAUGACAUAGAUAUCCUGGCAGAUAAACACAGGAAGUACUCAGGAGAGGGGAAACUACACUCUACAGAAAAUAAGAAAGAAAAGGAGCAUAAAGAUAAAAAGAAAGAGAAGACAUUUGAUGGAGGAAAAGAGAGAAAAGGCUCCAUGGAAAAACACAAAGAUAAAAAAGACAAGGAUUCAAAUGAUCUAAAACACAAGGACCGCAAAGACAGAGCAUCUGUGGACUCGAAUCAGGAGAAGAAAAUUAGACAGAAAGCAACAGACAAGAGGGAGCUCACUGAGGAAAAGAGCAAAAGCAAAUACAAAGAUAAGCCAGACCAUCUGAAAGAUAGAAAACCUUCUAAGGGCAGUGGUGAGAAUGAGAAAUCCUUGCUUGAGAAGCUAGAGGAGGAGGCCAUGAACGAUUACAAAGAUGACUCCAAUGAUAAGAACAGCGAGAUCUCAUCAGAUAGUUUCACAGACCGGGGUCAUGAGCCGGUUUCAAGCAGCUUCUAUGACUCCUCAAAUAUCACCUUGCCGGAUAUGUCAGAGGAUCGAAGAGAGUCGCUGUCCAUUUCCAAUCCACAGGAUAAAUUCCGAGAGAAAGAGAGGCACAGGCAUUCUUCCUCCUCAUCGUCCAAAAAGAGUCACGACAAGGAUAAGGAGAAAGGCAAGAAAGAGAAAGCCGAUAAGAGGGACAAGUCAGAGGAGAUUAGAGAGUCCUUUGGCCGAAGAGAGAGCCUACCUGUUGAGAAAGAGCCCAUGCCCCUGGAAGCUGAUCCAUACACUUUUCCAAUUAGCUCAAAGGGUGAUGGAGAGGAUGACUUGGACAAAACUUUGGAGUUUGAAAAGGAAAUGUCCAAGAAGGAUAAGACAAAUAGCAUAAUUACUAGUGAAAAGAUUAAAGACAAAAAGAAGAAAGAGAAGCAUAAGGAAAAGAUAAAAGAGGAGAAACAUAAAUAUUCAGAUGGCUUUGGGUCUUUCAGACACACUAAAGAUGAGCAAAAAUCUGGAGUGAAAGAAAGCCCUCAAGUCACAAAUUUGAAAGAUAAGUCUAAAGAAGAUAGUCCAAAAUUCGAUGGUAAAAACAAGGACAGAAAUAGGGACAUCACAGACAAAGAUAGAACAGAUUAUAACAAGACCAAGGAUAAGCUCUAUGACAGCGACAAGCUCAGCCAGUCAAAAGACACCACCCGGAAGGACACUCGUCCACGUGAGAAACUUCUGGUUGAUGGUGAUCUCAGACUAACAAGCUUUGGCAAAAUGCUUAGUUUAAAAGAUCAGGAGAAUGAAGAGCGCCAUAAGAGACACAAGGAGAAGAUGAAGCAAAUGGAGAAAUUAAGGCAUAAAUCAGGAGAUCCAAAGCUUAAAGAGAAAAUCAAGUCUGGCGAGGAUCUGAAAAAGAACCGUACCGAUCUCUCUUCUAAGAAGUCUGGCACGUUAGAUUCUGCUUUGAAAGACAAGAAACUCAAAGAGAUGAGCAUUCCAUCCCAGAUGAUGUCCCCUGAUAGAAAGUCACAGCCACUGGAUAGCCAGAACUCAAAAGACUGGCUAGCAGGUCACCAGAUGAAGGAAAAUCUACCUGCUUCCCCACGACCUGAUCAGAACAGACCGACAGGGGUCCCCACUCCUGCAUCUGUCAUUUCAUGUCCAAGCUAUGAGGAAGUCAUGCAGACUCCUCGUACACCAUCCUGCAGUACAGAGGACUACCAGGAAAUUAUGUUUGAUGGACUAGACUGUCAGACCUCUUCUGCAAUGACGAUGUCAAUGAAUGCCUGCUCUCCUACAUUCUUUGAUAGAUACACAUCCCAGAACCCCUCCCAUAGUUUCCCAGAUGGAACCUGCAUCACACCAGCGAAGAAUAUGCCGUUACCCCUCGAGAGCCGAUCAAUCUCCUCUGAUGUCAGAAGACCUCUAGAAGAAGAGUUCAAAGCAGAAGACGACAAGUUUCUUAGACAGCAAAAUGCACCUCAAGAAUUUGAGUCUUCUGCUUCACAUCUUGCUGAAGAUAAAAUACCAAUGGAGAGACUCGAUAGUCUGUCGCCUUCGUACCCCUCACCUCGCAUUAGCAUGCUGUCUCCAAGGCCUGAUUUGACACAGCCUGUACCCGACAGAGCUUCUGCAGCCAGUUCUGGGAAUGAUGCCAGCGAACUCCCUCCAGAGAGCAUGUACGGUUAUCUCAUGAAGCCCUCAACUCCAGUCCAUAGACCUGACCCUCAGUGUCUCGACAUAGCUGCUCCUCUAACACCAGCCCCGGCAGCUUUGCCUCCGAUGGACAUUGAUGACUUGUCUGAACCACAUCAGAGCGAGCCCAGUUUCUUGCCCUCUUAUCCAGUGAGUAGCAGUGAAUAUUUACCUCCUCUUGUGGAGGAACAGGAUGAAGAUGAGGAUGACGAUGAUGAUAACGAAGAGGAGGAGGAGGAGGAAGAUGAGGAUGAAGAGGAGGAUAAUCCAGAGGAAACAGCGGAAAGUCAGAUUGCUUCCGAUCAGGCAAUGCAGUCUGCAGAAGAUCCCACGUAUUCUCUUGGAUUAGAAGAGUCUGUCAUGAAGAACUGGGCUGAAACUCUAGAUCGUAGAGAGCCUGAAGUCCUUCCUCUGACACCCACUCAUCCUCAAGAUAACAUGGAAAACUGUUGUGACCAGUCUCUAGGGUGGACCUCGGAUGGUCUUAUGAAAUCACCCCAUGAAAGUUAUGGAGAGGUUGAAGCUGCAGUUUCAAAGAUCAGCAGUCCGUACUCCCACUCUGAUUGUGAACUUCCACCUAUUCCAACUGCAAUACCUGUCCAUUCAUCCAUGACACCCCCAUAUUCUUCAUUUUCCAGGCCAUACCCACACAUUUCAGAUAGUCACUAUGAGGUACCAAAAGACAGUGUAGAGGAUAUUUCUUCAUCACCAAGACCUGAAGCAGAGCCUGUAGAAUCAAACUUCAUGCCGCCCUCCUCAACUCGACUAGAAAGCUUUUUCACAGAUAUCAAACCACCAGUUGAGGAGAAUCAAAUGGAAGUUGAGCCAUCAUGUGUGGCACAAGAGAACAGAGAAGAAUCACUCACUUACCCGCAGAGCAGUCUUGCCCAACCAGUAAGCUGCGAGUCUCACUGGGCUGACCCUUUUCCUAGUACAGUUGACGACCUAGAAGAUCCAUGGAAGAGUCCUUUCUCUUUCCAAGACCUUCCCUUUCCAGAAAAAGAGAUGCAUGAGCCUGAAAUUUCAGCCCCAGAGACAACAGAGAGCAAGCAUCCUCCUGUCCAAAUAAGACCCUUGGAAAAAAGCAAAGAAUUAGGGGUGUUGGAUGUUGGCUUUUCCAGUUUGACCAAACCACCAUGCUCACCUACCGUCGUUCCUCCAUGCGAGUCUGUUCAGGAUUUGGAGCCAGCUGCCCAUGAAGAGAGUUACAGACCCCAACAUGAGCUUGAACCAGAAAGUCACAACAUUCAAGAUGUUCCAUCAACAAAAGAAACAAGCCAGGAAGAUGUGCACCUGUUUGAUGACCAAGAUAAGGGUGAUGGCAACAUGUAUUCAAUUGUUGAUGGAGAGACUGACCAGGAAUAUAGGCAGAAAGACACAGCCCCUGAGAUGCUGACACCAGUAACACAAUGUGUGGAACCACCGGCACCUUUAAAAUCAGAACAGAUUGCACCUAACCCCGUGGUUGUCUUGGGUUCCGCAUGCAACUCUUGCCCCCCUGCUCCAGUCCUGACUGUCACAUCAUCUAGCACCACCCAAAUAUCAGAAACUUUAGAGACAACAGUCAAACUCCCAGUUGCCCCUGCAACAACUGAGGCCCCCAAAAAGGUUGAGGAGAUAGCUCCAAGGAUGACUCGCAAUCGAGCUCAGAUGCUGGCCAACCAGAGUAAGCAGAACACUGCGACGAGUGUUUCAUCUUCAACAACCUCUUCUCCUGUUACCACAAACAUCACCACUAUUUCUCCAUCCUCUCUUACCUCUGGAGAGAAGGAGAAAGAGAAGGAGCCCAUCAGCACCAUCACUGCACAGGCUUCAACUCCUGUUCUUGUCACCAAAUCUAAGGGUCGCAUCGAGGAAGAGGACGGUCAGACGCAGCAUCCUCGCAAAAGGAAGUUCCAGAAAUCGGGCCAGCAACAGGUCCAGGUUCAGCUCGUCAACACAGCAAUGCAGCAAACACGGGAGAUGAUACAGCAGACGUUAGCAGUUAUUGUCAAUGCCAUCAAGCUGGAUGAAAUUGAGCCAUACCACAGCGACCGCUCCAACCCUUACUUCGAGUAUUUGCAGAUCCGCAAGAAGAUUGAAGAGAAGAGGAAAAUUCUUUGUUAUAUAACACCACAAGCUCCCCAGUGCUAUGCAGAAUAUGUGACUUACACAGGCUCCUACCUGCUAGAUGGCAAGCCACUGAGCAAACUGCAUAUCCCUGUGAUUGCACCACCACCAUCUUUGUCUGAGCCGCUGAAGGAGCUUUUCAGACAGCAGGAGGCAGUAAGAGGGAAACUGAGACUGCAGCACAGCAUCGAGCGGGAAAAGCUGAUUGUGUCCUGUGAACAAGAGGUCCUGCGAGUUCACUGCAGAGCGGCCAGAACUAUUGCUAAUCAGGCUGUCCCGUUCAGCGCUUGCACCAUGCUUCUGGAUUCAGAGGUUUAUAAUAUGCCAUCAGAGAGCCAGGGGGACGAAAACAAAUCUGUGAGAGAUCGCUUUAACGCCAGACAGUUUAUCUCUUGGAUUCAAGACGUGGAUGAUAAAUAUGACCGCAUGAAGACGUGCUUGUUGAUGCGGCAGCAGCAUGAGGCCGCCGCUCUCAAUGCAGUGCAGAGGAUGGAGUGGCAACUCAAGGUGCAGGAGCUGGACCCUGCCGGACACAAAUCUCUGUGCGUCAACGAGGUUCCCUCCUUUUACGUGCCAAUGGUCGACGUCAACGACGACUUUGUACUGUUGCCUGCAUGACAUGAACACAUGGAGACGCAGAGAGUGCGGUCUAAAAUCCUCAUUUUUCAAAGAGACAUCAGACAGCAAGUUCGGUAAGGGCUAGCCGGUUUGAAAAGAAGAUUUCUUUGAGAAGAGUAUAUACGUAUAUAUUAUAUAGAAGGUAAAAGAAAUAAAAACUAAAUGCUCCCCUUCCAUCAGAAGAGGAAGCGUCUUUUUCCUGGAGGAAAACACAACUUGCACUUUCAUCCUUAAAAGUUUUUAUGCUUUUGUUUGGAAUUUAAGAAGCAACACUGUUUUGCUUUAAAGCUAGCCCACCCUCUCCUGCCAGUUGAUUUGGGUGAAAAUAAAUGGGGACGUGAAAAUUUUUUUUUCUUUAUUUUUGAUCCCCUUUAAACUAAAUUUCAACAAAGGGGAGGGCUCAGACAGGCUCCUCCACCUUCGUCCUUUCAGGAUCAGGGACAGAAGGCACCAACGGUGUCCUCGAGUGUGCCGAACAGAAACAACACGGUCCAACACUUCGAGGUGCAGCCACAUGUUAAAGGAAAAAAACAAAAACAAAAGACAUAUAAGGUCGUAAGGUGCAAGAUGAACGCUGAAACAUCCACGGCUACAGCGGGACAGCAUGCUGCUGGACUCGGACCUCUCAUGACCACAGCAGAGGAGAGCAUGGCUCCCUGAUGCCCACAGCGCCCGGAGCAGGGCGGCGUGGCGAGGCUCAGUGCCAGAGUGAUGGAGAUAUUCCUUCAGCACCAGGACAUCCCACCUGAGACAUCGUGAGACCUAGGGUGUCCUCAGACGAAGAGGAAAAAGGAGCAGGUUCACCCAGCCUCUGAUGGUCCACUGCAAAAGCGUGUACUAGCACUCUGCAAACAUCUGCAGAAAGAGAAGGAGACGUAGGACAACUUGAGAAAUGCAGUGUUGCGAACCAAGAGGCAAAGACUUUUACAAAUGAUGUUUUAGUGGGGAUUUUGGUUUUAUUUUAUUUUUUGUUUUUUUUGUUUUGUUUUAUUUUUGUUUUAUUUUUUUUGGUCUUUCUUUACUCGGGCAUUUCAUUGUUCCUUUUCUGAGGACGUGACUUGAAACACUACAGAGCCAAUGUUAGUUUAAUGGAGAAAAAAGAAAAAACAACAAAAACAGAAAAAAAUAUUGUAUUCCGUAAAUGAUGUACAGUUUUUAUAUUCGUUAACCAAUGUAUUCUCGCUGCCUUCUAGAUAAUUUAUUUUGCCACCCAUUACUGCACAGUUGUAAAUAACUUAUGUACUGUAACAUCACACAGUUAAGUGUAAAAAAAAAUAAAUGAAUAAAAUUAUCUUUGUAUGUACAGUUCACUUUUGGGCAGCACUUCCCCCAUCCCUUACCCACGGGCCAAAAUGUGUACACAUUGUCAGUAUUUUAAGGACUCGUGUGUACAGGUCCUUAAGGUUCUGUCCACGCUCGGUCAGAGUGUAUGUCUGCCGUCAUCAGACCUAUACAUAGAUCCCUCAGAAUGAAACUGUCAGGGCCACAAACAUAAGUUCUCAGAUGUAGCAGAGUGAUUACGGAUUAUUUAAAUAAUAGUAGAGGUAUAUUAUUCAUUGCUUUAAUACACGAGUAUGUAUCUUAAAAGAAAAAAAAAAAAGAAAAAAAAUAUAAACCAAGAAAAUGCCUUUUUACAGUUAACAUUUUCUGAUUUCAUUUUAAAAAGCUGCACAUGUUAUAGCUAGGAACAUCAGCAGCAGCAGCAGCGUGUCGAGCCGAUAUAACCUGGUUCCUGACAAAUA
This is a messenger RNA of Hemibagrus wyckioides, 10935 nucleotides long. It is a transcript of the gene ankrd11, whose product is annotated as ankyrin repeat domain 11. NCBI's taxonomy places the organism in Eukaryota, Metazoa, Chordata, Actinopteri, Siluriformes, Bagridae. The record is from RefSeq and is a predicted model, not a curated record. Gene Ontology annotation, molecular function: protein binding. Gene Ontology annotation, biological process: anatomical structure morphogenesis. The transcript is spliced from 14 exons. Gene Ontology annotation, cellular component: nucleus. Bases 725 to 9193 code for a protein of 2822 amino acids.